AACAGAAGCCAGGUUGUUUGUUGCAUGCAAAGGCGAUUUUAAAUUUAAGCAAGUUUAAUUUCCUCGCUUAUAUAAUUGAACUCAAUACACGUAACGUUAACCACUUGUCUUUGACUACCAAUUAGUGUGUAUCAGUGCCGUGGACAGAGAGGUCCCGGUUUUACGUGAGGUUUAUAACGGUUUUAUUUUAUACCCUGCUGCUUUUGGUUUCACUUACGCGGCGUAGCACAUUUCCGUUGUGUUUAGUGUCGUGUCUCGUUAUAGCUCAGUCCAAGAGAAUUGUUCAAAAUGGUGUUUUUCACUUGCAACGCUUGUGGGGAAUCCCUGAAAAAGGCUCAAGUCGAUAAGCAUGUGAACAUUUGCCGGGGCUGCAAUGUCUUGUCCUGCAUCGACUGUGGAAAGGACUUCUGGGGUGGCGACUACAAGAACCACAUUAAAUGUAUCAGUGAAGAUCAGAAGUAUGGAGGGAAAGGCUACGAGGCAAAGGCAAACAAAGGAGAUGUGAAACAGCAGCAGUGGAUCCAGCGAAUCCAUGAAGCCAUGAACAAUCCUGGAAUCAGUGCAAAGCUGAAGAAUGUGCUCGAGCAAGUUAGUAUGUAUGAUAAUGUCCCAAGAAAGAAGGCCAAGUUUGAGAACUGGAUGAAAAACAGUCUUAAAAUCACCAACACGGGUCUUCAUGGUGAAGUGUGGGACAUCCUAGCUGCAGCUGACAAUGCUCUGGAGCCCCCCCAGCAGACUAAAGAAGACAAACAGACAGUGCCUGAAGUCAAAGGUAACAGUGAUGGAAAUGAAAUGCCGAACAGCCAACCAAAUGUUGAGAAAAAGAAGCUGAACAAGCAGGAGCGUAAAGAGGCCCGUCAGCAGAAGAAUAGGAACGGUGCUGAAAAAACAGUCUUUCAAGAACCAAAAGAGGACCAGGCAGGCAAAAAGAAAAAAAAGGACACAAAGAGAAAGCUGUGCUGUGAGGAGGAUGAUGGUGAAGGGCAGAAUGGGCACAGCGCUGAAAAUGGCACAUCGAGCAAGAAAAGGAAGAACAUGUCAGCUGAUAAAACAGCAGAGGCUGCUGAUAUACACAUGUCAGAGGAGACCGAGAGUCAAGAAGUUUGUAAAGGCAAAUUCAACUGGAAGGGGAAUAUUAAGGCAGUACUGAGAGGCUCACCUGACCAAGAACUCUCAGUGAAGAAACUGAGAAAGAAGGUGUUGGCAGCCUACUACUCUUUCACUGGUGAUGGAAACUUAAAAACAGACGAGGAGGUGCUAGCACUUUUCAACAAGAAGAUCAACAACAACCCGGCGUUUAGAGUUUUGAAAGACAGAGUUAAACUUGUAAAGUAGAUUUGUUUAUUUUAUCACUAGCAUGAAAUGUAUAUUAGGGGUAGGGUAGAACUUUAUUGAACUUUAUUAUUCAAACACUUGCCUCCAAGGAUGUUUUAUUCAAAUAACAAUUUCAAAGUUUAAAUCACUUUA
This is a messenger RNA of Monopterus albus (swamp eel), 1467 nucleotides long. It is a transcript of the gene lyar, whose product is annotated as Ly1 antibody reactive homolog (mouse). Gene Ontology annotation, molecular function: DNA binding. The record is from RefSeq and is a predicted model, not a curated record. Lineage: Eukaryota; Metazoa; Chordata; Actinopteri; Synbranchiformes; Synbranchidae. The transcript has 8 exons. Gene Ontology annotation, biological process: negative regulation of transcription by RNA polymerase II; rRNA processing. Gene Ontology annotation, cellular component: nucleolus. Bases 289 to 1335 code for a protein of 348 amino acids.